Phoenix dactylifera (date palm) is the source of this 2706-nucleotide messenger RNA. Its product is annotated as S-adenosyl-L-methionine-dependent methyltransferases superfamily protein. Gene Ontology annotation, cellular component: nucleolus. Gene Ontology annotation, molecular function: RNA methyltransferase activity. NCBI's taxonomy places the organism in Eukaryota, Viridiplantae, Streptophyta, Magnoliopsida, Arecales, Arecaceae. The record is from RefSeq and is a predicted model, not a curated record. Gene Ontology annotation, biological process: rRNA base methylation.
ACUAUAGAUAGAUCCCUCACCGCGAUGCUGUUCAAGCCUCCUGAGCGGGUGCGUUUCUUGAUUUCUUGUCCCAAGUCCCGAUCUCCCGGGCAUCCAUUGCGGCCGGGCCGUGGCCGCGGCCGCCGCUUCUUCGACGGAAGACAUGGUGCGUCCUCCUCGCCCUCCACCUCCGCCCAAGGACAAGAAGCAUCCUAAGCGCCGGAUGAACAGCAAGAAGGCGGUGGAACGGUCCGCAUACUUUGCGCGGAGGGAGGCGGCUUGGGUGCUGCGACAGGUGCUGCAGGGCGACGCACGCCGGCGGGCCACCGCCUCCAUCAAAUCCCUCGUUUACGGUCCCUCCGUCCGCAAUAAGAAGGCUACCUUCGCCCUCGUCUGCCAAACUCUCAAGUAUCUUCCACUCAUGAAAGAUGUGUUAACAAGAACUAAGUUACUAACCUGCAAAUGGAAGAAGCAGGAGGAAUUGAUCUUUGUAACUGCAUAUGAUGUUCUCUUUGGACGGGAUAUUGCAAUGACAGGUGACGUUGAAAAGUUCCUUAUGCGUCACAAAGAUGCUCUUCAGGCAGCCUUAGCACAACUCUGCUCGACACAAAAAUUCAAGCAUGUUGAAGACUUACUCCUGAAAAAUCAGAAUCCAGUUAUUUCCAAACCUCGAUAUGUCCGUGUUAAUACAUUAAAAAUGGAUGUUGAAUCUGCCAUACAAGAAAUAGGAAAAACAAACAAGGUAGCGAAGGAUGACAUGGUUCCAGACAUGUUAGUGCUCCCAUCUGGGGUAGAUUUGCAUGACCAUCCGUUGGUUAAGAAUGGAAGUAUGUUUCUGCAAGGCAAAGCAAGCUCUAUGGUGGCUGUUGCAUUGUGUCCUAAACCAGGGUGGAAGGUUCUUGAUGGUUGUGCGGCUCCAGGAAACAAGACUAUUCACCUUGCUGCUCUCAUGAAGGGAAAGGGAAACAUCAUAGCAUGUGAACUUCAUGAGGAGAGGGUUAAAGUUUUACAAGAUACUAUUAGACGGUCUGGAGCACCUAAUGUGGACAUAGUUCAUGGCGACUUUUUGGAUAUAGAUACACGGGAUCCCUUGUUUGCCAAGGUUCGUGCCAUUCUCUUGGAUCCUUCCUGCUCUGGGUCUGGAAUCUCAGCCGAGAGAUUAGAUCAUCUACUUCCAUCAUUCUCUAAAGGUCAUGAUGUUGAUGCUGCUACCAGUCAGAGAGCAAAGAAGCUUGCUGCAUUUCAACGGAAAGCGCUUGCACAUGCAUUAUCAUUUCCAGAAGUUGAACGGGUGGUGUACAGCACCUGCUCAAUCUACCAAACAGAGAAUGAGGAUGUAAUCAAGUCAGUUCUCCCUCUUGCUACGUCUCUCAAUUUUGAAUUGGCAACUCCUUUCCCUCGGUGGCCUCGUCGUGGCCUACCAGUCUUUGAAGGCUGUAAGUAUUCUCAAUCUCAAGCUGAACAUGUGCUCAGGACUGAUCCAAGAGAGGAUAUGGAAGGAUUCUUUAUUGCAUUGUUUGUCAGGAAAAAGAGCAUCAAUUCUUCAGGGAAAAUGAUAAGAAGGAACAUUGGAGAAAGUUCAUCAUGUUCCACGCCGAAGAAUCAUAGGAAACGAAAACGAGUGAUGAUGUAUCCUUUCUGCAGGAUGUUACGUAUGUGGUCAUAUCAGGCAUUGGCUAGGCAAAUACCUACUGAGAGAUGAUCGAACCUGCAUAGGAACGAAAAGGAUAGUUUGGAGUAUGGUUGUUAUCAUAUCAUUGUAGUGCGAGUGUAUGAUGCCCAAUUCUUGUGGUGGUCAAUUUUUUGUAGAAGUUAAAUCUUAAUGUUCUUGUUUACUUAGCUGAAUUAUAUGCAAUUUUAAAUAAUUCUUUGCGGGUUUUGUAUAUCUGGAAUAUUUUGGGCAAUCUGUAUUCCGUGAGUCGUGGAAGAUGUAUCAUCCCAGGCUAAAAAUAUUUUGAGCUUUGCUUUCAAGUUGCCAUCAUGAUUUGAUUUAUAGCUGUGUUAUAAUUUUGACAUUAAAUAGAUGAAGAUGAUGAUUGGUAUUUGACAUAUUUAUAUCCAACGGAAGGAUUAGAUUUCAUACUCCUUUAUAACAAUGGCUAAAAGCGUUGCAUGAAACGUACCAGCCGAGCAGUUCUAAAGUUCUUGAUACUCCAUCAAAAUAAAACCUUUCAUAAAGUCACCUGUUGAGCAACGAUGCCCGUUGACUAAUUAGGGCAAUGUUGGUUGCUGAUGCAUGUUAUUGUCAUCAGGCAUCUGACCUAUGCUAUUUCAAGUAUCAAGCAUCUUUUAAAAAUUAUUCUGGUGCUUGCUUUUGCAAUUGUUGGCGAAGCUUUGCCCUUGAUGAUAUAAGACGACAAUAAGACAUACUGAUGAGCUCCUCCUUUUUUUUUUUUUCCUUAAAAAAAUAACAGUUCCGGCGUUCGUCGCACGGAUCAAUCAAAAAUACUGCAGCUUGUCAUUGUCGUCAAGGCAAUUUUCUAAUGUAUACAUAAUAAAACAAGUGAGGUUGGAAGAUACCAGUGUGAGUAAAAUAAUAAGCAAAUGGAAGGAUUAAUGCUGGGCGUCAAACAAACAUCAAUGCCAUUUCAUUACUACCAUCAUGGACACCACAAACUAACCAGAGAGGCCAUAGUAUCAGGGACGCGUAACAUAACAAACAAGAGAAGAGAGAUCAAGAAAGACUCCGACACCCUUAGCAAAAACGUAAAAAAAAAAAAAAAAAAA